Messenger RNA from Hydractinia symbiolongicarpus, 582 nucleotides. RefSeq lists its product as uncharacterized. The record is from RefSeq and is a predicted model, not a curated record. The coding region runs from base 1 to 582 and encodes 193 amino acids. Gene Ontology annotation, biological process: DNA integration; DNA recombination. Gene Ontology annotation, molecular function: DNA binding. The transcript is spliced from 2 exons. Lineage: Eukaryota; Metazoa; Cnidaria; Hydrozoa; Anthoathecata; Hydractiniidae.
AUGUUAAAAUUUAUUCUGAAAUCUAAAUUUACUUGUCAUGACAAAGCAUUAUGGUCUGCUCUCAUCCUUGUUGCGUUUUUUGGGUUUUUACGUGUAUCCGAAUUUGUUACACCAUCAAAAAAUUUUUAUGAUCCUAAAAUUCACCUGUCACCUUCAGACAUUGAAUUUUCUUCCUAUGCAAUCGUAAAGCUAACCAUCAAGGCAUCCAAAACAGCUCAAUUUAGGAAAGGUGUCACAAUUCGUCUUGCAAUGAUUGAACACCAAUUUUGCCUAGUAAAAGCUUUAAGAAAUUACCUGUUAUUUUGGGGGGCUAAGGCUGGUCCGUUGUUUGUUUUAUCAAAUGGGGAUUUUAGUUUCCGUAUUGGUGGGGCCUCUACAGCAGCUUCGUGUGGCAUUCCUGACUCAGCCAUAAAAACACUUGGUAGGUGGUCCAGUGACUCUUACAGAAGGUAUAUCCUAUCUAAUAGCGCUUUGCGUAAGUGGAGUGGCAACAUGGCUCGCCUUGAUGCGUUGUUAAGCCUGUUAUGGCAUGUUGAAUUAUCUUGUCGUAGCUCUCUUCAAAUAUUGGCUCAUAGAUCAUGA